CAAAAUUGAGAAAGCAGAAAUUUUGGACUUGACUGUGGAAUAUCUUCACAAGUGGACAGAUGGCAAGAAAAUGAGCAAUGAUGCUCCCAGUGGUGUGGUAAGUUUCGACCCGAGUGGCCCCCCUUGCUUUACCGUUGAGGGUGCAGGUUUUCGGCAGUGUAUGUGGCAAAUGGCCAGCUAUAUGCAUAAGAUGCCGGCGUUGCAGCGAGCCGGCUUAAUGGAAGGGCUGAAGCACCAUGCGGAGAAGCAUCGGGCCGAACAGCAGCCUUCGUUCAACUCCCGCACGACACUGACGGAUGCGGCGUCAGCGGAGGUCAUUAGCACAUCUGAGAUUCAAGAUUCCCACAACGCUCUGCUCCUCUCGCAUUCCCCGCCUCAGCCUCAUGGUUGCUCCACUCCGCUCCAUUCUCCUCCCACCUCCCCCUGGUUCUCCACAUUUUCUUCCUCCUCUCCUCCUUUCCCCUCGUUCGCCUGUCACUUCUCCUUUUCUCCCAGCCUGUCACCUCUGUCGGCCAACACCUCUUUUUCCUCCCUGCCGCACUCCCUUCACGCUCUGCCCGCCCACGUGACUUCCUCCUCCUCCUCGCCCACGUUGGCUCAGCAGGCAGGCCCGACGGUCUUCCACUACCCCUCGGUUACCUCGUCGAGGUCCCCUCCGCUCCCCACUCAGUCACAGAAGUCAUCCGCACUCACGUGGAGACCCUGGUUCUGAAGUGUGGCGCCCUCUAGUGAUGAGUGACUGGAACCCCAGUAUGCCUGCAA
Hippocampus comes (tiger tail seahorse) is the source of this 762-nucleotide messenger RNA. RefSeq lists its product as uncharacterized. The coding region runs from base 71 to 712 and encodes 213 amino acids. The transcript has 2 exons. NCBI's taxonomy places the organism in Eukaryota, Metazoa, Chordata, Actinopteri, Syngnathiformes, Syngnathidae. The record is from RefSeq and is a predicted model, not a curated record.